Molecule: messenger RNA, 732 nt
Organism: Penicillium lagena
Lineage: Eukaryota; Fungi; Ascomycota; Eurotiomycetes; Eurotiales; Aspergillaceae
Exons: 3
Coding region: 1-732 (243 amino acids)
Source: RefSeq, a predicted model, not a curated record
AUGCCCCCAAAAUCCAAGGAGAAGAAUCCCGCGCGCAUUACGGUCGCCUGCAAUGCGUGCCGCUCACGAAAACAGAAACUGCGGCGUGGCCCAGCGAAGGGAUACAUUGAGAACUUGGAGCACCGCCUCCAGGUUACAGAGAGCGUGCUGUUGAAACUGCUCUCUCAGGCCUCGGACCAACAGCUCUUAGCAGCUUUGCCGAGUGACCGGACGACGAGACUAGGUCGCAAAAGAGCAUACAUGCCUUUCUCAAGGCUCAGCAAGGAAGGCAUGGACUAUUGGUCUGAUUAUCCUCUGGAUACUCCGUACAAUAUUCGGCAGUGGCAGCAAGCUUGCAUUGGCCACGAAGCCGCUGGUCUGGAGAGUCCGGAAGUUCAUUCAGAGCAUCACGAGCCUCGAGAGUCGAAAAGACGACGGGUAGAGAGCCAUGAUGCAGGCAGUUUCUUUCCUGGGGACAUACAACAAGGUGUUGAGUUCAAAGGUACAUCUGAAAGUUUCGAAAAGGAUAAACAAACGACGUCGAGGUCAAUAUAUCAGCCAGCUACGCAGAAGCCUUCAUCAGAAGUCCAGGAAUAUCAACAAACUCUGCGACGAGCUUUGAUGGAACCUUCCAGUUCGCUCAAUCUGGACAAUGGGGCAAAUAUUCAUCCCGACACAUCUCAGGCCAUCUAUACCACGACUUCAUGGACCGGAGCACCAUCUCUCAAUUUCCAACGACAGUUUCUUUGGUGA